Messenger RNA from Ostrinia furnacalis (Asian corn borer), 563 nucleotides. RefSeq lists its product as uncharacterized. The record is from RefSeq and is a predicted model, not a curated record. The transcript has a single exon. The coding region runs from base 56 to 472 and encodes 138 amino acids. NCBI's taxonomy places the organism in Eukaryota, Metazoa, Arthropoda, Insecta, Lepidoptera, Crambidae.
GUUACAGAUGAAGACAAGUUUAUUUGAGACUUGCUCCUCUUAGAUCAAAGUGAAAAUGUUCAAAACAAUAGCGAUUCUGACAAUAGUAUACCUGUCAGUUGCAGAAUGCAACGAUAUAAGAAUAGGCUACGUUCAGCCUCAAUCGAAGAAGAUCUACAGUGAAAUAAAGGAGGCAAAUCCCGCGUUGUGGACCAGGACAGAUGACGUCAUAAUCAAUGCUCCUGGAAAUGAGCUUAUCACAGCUGUGUACGUCACGGAUUUGAGGGAUGACAAGGAUGGAGAAGCAUACAUAGAGAGCGGCGGAGUUGGGACCAAGAGUGUCACGGUGAGGCUAAAGAGUCCAUCGAUUCUGCGAGGGUAUAAAUUCGAAAUUGAAGUGUACGCCAGUGAUCCCAACGCCAGAUAUUACUAUAGUAAAGGAGGAGCCUUGCCAGUUUUCGACGCGUCAGUACAGUACCCGGUGAAAUAUUGAUUGGACUGAUAGUAAAUAAUACUGUGAUUUGUGAUUUUUUAUAUUUUGUGGCUGUUUAAAGAUGAGAUGAGUAAAGUUUUAAAUUCUUAAA